This is a messenger RNA of Trematomus bernacchii (emerald rockcod), 7143 nucleotides long. RefSeq names its product TBC1 domain family, member 4 (gene tbc1d4). The record is from RefSeq and is a predicted model, not a curated record. The transcript has 24 exons. NCBI's taxonomy places the organism in Eukaryota, Metazoa, Chordata, Actinopteri, Perciformes, Nototheniidae. The coding region runs from base 592 to 4338 and encodes 1248 amino acids.
AGACUGCAUCUAAAGGCGAUAAACAAGCAUCAAUGUAUGUAUGUUAGAUAUAUGCAACCUCGCCGUCAUGGCUUAUAGGAUUUAAGGGCUGGGUCUAUAUUAAUGCACCCCCCUCAGGAGCAACGUUAAAAUAAAUCAGAUCUCUCUGAGCGACUUGUGUUUACACAGGAGCAAUCCACAGCCACGUUUUAGCAAGCAAGCUGGGUUGGGACAGUACAGUACAGUACGGGACUGUUUAGCUUUUUGAGUCACUGCCCAUGCAAACAGUGGAGCGCCAGAGCAGGGAAGCAAGGUACAAAAUACAUGAUCUUAUAAGUUAAUUUACCUGAAGUCCAAGAAGGAAAAACUGUGCAUCGGAGAUAUUUUGAUAACAUGGAUUUUGCAGCUGAUCGGCAGGGCGAGCACAUGUUGUUGUGCAUGUAGCAAAUCGCUUGGUUGUAGGAACUUUCACUGUGGAUGUGGACAAGGAAACUGUUGCAAACUAACCACAACUACUGCGAUCUUGGUUGCAGGGAAUGGUAGGAUACAUCGACAUCCUUUUUUGAAAAUAGUCUUUAGUCCCACAUCGCUGUCAACGAGCUGAAAGUCGACAUGGAGAGUCAGGAUGAGAGGGAGAGCAGCCCCCCGAAGUCGGACAGGACGUUCUCCCUGACUUACAUCGGCUGGUCCUCGCUUGACAGGCGGUCCACCCUGCCCAUGCUGCCGUGGCUGGUGGCGGAGAUCCGGAGGAAAUGUGAGAAAGGCGACUGCGGCCCCGUGGUGCAGCCGAGAGAGGUCCAGCUGGCCCUCAACCCCCCCUUCAUCCGAUGUGUGCCCUCCAACAGCAACAACUCUUCAGUCUUUAUAUUUGAACACAAAGCACAGCUCAUCUCUCGCUUCAUCCACAACAGCAAUGACCUCACCUACUUUGCCUAUCUCCUGCGGGGCCAGCCUGACAACCCAGAGUCUGAGAUGUCCUGUCACGUCUUCAAGGCCGGAGACCCCAACCAGGUCCCCGAGGUGAUCAGCAGAAUUCGCCAAGUGUCCAAAUCGGCGCUAAAGGGAGACACCAAGCCCAAACAGGAAGCUGAAGAGGCCUUCUACAACUCCCAGAAGUUUGAAGUGCUUUAUUGUGGCAAGGUGACAGUUCUGCACAAAAAGGCUCCAUCCACACUCGUUGAUGACUGCAUUGAUAAGUUUCGUCUGCAUGAGGUCGAGCGAAAGCGCCUGCGCCUGCUAAAUGGCCAACGGGGGUCCACGGAGAAUGCCCCUGUGGAGUUCCUUAUUGGGGAAGAUGGAGACCCCCUCUCCUCUGUUCUGAAUGAGAGUGUACAAGCCCCGGAAAGCCCAGGAGUGGAGGAAGUGAAUGUAGGUGGAGGUAAAGGCCUGUCUAACAGCAGCAGUCAGAGCAGUCUGCGAGGAGCGUUCCCCGAGUGCAUCCUGGAGGAUUCUGGGUUUGAGGAGCCUCAGGAGUUUCGAACCCGCUGCAGCAGCCUGGCAGGGAGUCUGCAGAGGAAGCCGGGGGAGGGGGUCAUCAUGGGUCCCACCCGCCGCAGACACUCGAGCGCACCAAACCAUGUCCAACCAUCCGAUUCAGACAAGAACCGCACCAUGCUGUUCCAGGUUGGGCGUUUUGAAGUAAAUCUCAUAAGUCCGGAGAGUAAGACGGUGGUGCUGGAGAAGAACUUCAAAGACAUCUCAUCCUGCUGUCAGGGUGUCAAGCAGUCCGACCAUUUUGGAUUCAUCUGUCGGGACCCAGUAGAGUCUGGUCCCAGUCAGUAUGUGUGCUACGUGUUCCAGUGUGCCAGUGAGUCCUUGGUGGAUGAGGUGAUGCUGACCCUGAAGCAGGCCUUCAGUACGGCCGCAACCCUGCAAAGCAACAAGACCCCCAUCCAGCUCUGUGAAGCCUGCCCCAUGCAUGACCUGCACAAGCUCUGCGAGAGGAUCGAAGGUCUCUACCCACCCAGGGCAAAGCUAGCCAUCCAAAAAUAUCUCUCCCAGCUGACUGACACUGAGCAGGUUGACAUUUUUGAGCGAGUUCAGAGGUUGAAGCCCGGGUCAGACCAAGAGGAGAACGAGCUGGUGAUUCUCCAUCUGAGACAGCUCUGUGGAACCAAACAGAAGACCCAUCUCCACAUUGGAGAAACCCCCCAGAAUGCACCAAACAGCCCCUCAGCAGCAGACGGCUCAUCCACCAGCAGCCGCUUCAAACUCGAUGUUCUGAAGAAUAAAGCCCGCACCUCCCUCACCAGCUCCCUGGAGAACAUUUUUGCAAGGGGUGCCAGCCGGAUGCGGGGCCGUUUGGGGAGCAUGGGAAGCCUCAGCAGUUUUGAAAGGGAUGAGGAAUCUCCAGGUCAUUCCCCUCCAGGUUCCCCUCCUGCUUUCCCUGAAGACGACCCGGAUGCUGGUCAGUUCCGUCCACGUGCCCACACCUUCAGCCAUCCACCUGUGAAGAAACGCAUCUCCUUCGAGGGCCAGCUGAGCAGCCAGAGACAGGCUCCACUGCGCAGACAGCAGUCUGUUAACCCAGAGCUGCUGCAGAGCAGUCCCGGGGCGGUCUCGAGAACGCGCAGCGUUUCGGAGAGCGAGUCCACCUUCAGCCUCCCCUCCUCCUUCUCCGCCCCCACUUUCCUGAAAAGCAUUUACCAGGGCUCACUGGGCUCCCUGAGCUCCCUGGCAGACAGUGGGAGUCUAAAGAGCAAUGGGGAAGGCAGGAAGAGGACCCUGUCUGCCUGCAGCAAUGACUCAGUGAGCGGAGCCCUCCCUCCGACCCCACGCAGGGUCUCCUGGAGACAGAAGAUCUUCCUGAGGGUCGCAUCGCCCAUGAACAAGCCGCCCGCAUCGAUGCAGCACCCAGAGCUGUUGCCUCUCUCUCCUUCUGGUUUUGACUUGAGUCUGGAUCCUUUGGGCCGUCUGCUGCCAGGGGCCAGGGACCCCAUUACCGGGGAGAAGCCUAAGAAGACGGGGGCUGACUACCGGGCCCUCUGGAAGACCGCCAUCCAUCAGCAGAUCUUGCUGCUGCGCAUGGAGAAGGAGAACCAGAGGCUAGAGGAAGCAAGCCGGGAUGAAUUGCACAUUCGCAAGAUGAAGCUGAACUACCAGGAAGUGGGCCAGUGCUCCAAAGAAGCGCAGGCAUUGUGGGAGAGAAAACUGACAGCCCCGGGCAGAACAACAGUCCCACAAGACAAGGAGGAGCUGUAUCGUGCACUCUGCCAAGGUGUUCCCAAGAGCAGGCGAGGGGAGGUGUGGUUGCUCCUUUCCCAUCAGCGCCGGCUGCGUCACAGGCUGCCUCAGCGUCAGCAGGCUCUGGACAUCCCAUACCAGGACCUGCUGAAGCAGCUCACUGCACAGCAGCACUCUAUUCUGGUGGAUCUAGGCCGGACCUUCCCCAACCACCAGUACUUCUCAGCGCAGCUCGGCGCAGGGCAGCUUUCCCUCUACAACCUCCUGAAAGCCUAUUCUCUGCUGGAUACAGAGGUUGGCUACUGCCAGGGUAUCAGCUUUGUGGCUGGAGUGCUGCUGCUUCACAUGAGCGAGGAACAGGCCUUUGACAUGCUGAAGUACUUCAUGUAUGACCUGGGCAUCAGGCAGCAGUUCAGACCGGACAUGGUCUCUCUGCAGGUUCAGAUGUACCAGCUCUCCAGGCUGUUGCACGACUACCAUCGCGAGUUGUACAAUCACUUUGAAGAGCACGAGAUCUGCCCCAGCCUCUACGCAGCACCGUGGUUCCUCACUCUCUUCGCCUCACAGUUCCCCCUCAACUUUGUGUCCCGCGUCUUUGAUUUUGUAUUUGUCCAAGGGACCGGGGUGAUCUUUAAGGUGGCCCUCUGUCUGCUGGGCAGCCAUGAGGGGGAGAUAGUGGAGUGUGAUAGCUUUGAGAGCAUUGUGGACUUUCUGAAAACUACACUUCCUGCUCUCACUCAGACACAAAUGGAGCAGACCAUGGCAAAGGUAAUGGAGAUAGACAUCUCCAAGCAGCUGCAUGCAUACGAGGUGGAGUACCAUGUCCUGCAGGAUGAGAUGUUGGAGUCCGGCACGCUGCCUGAUGACUCUGACCGGCUCGACAAACUAGAGAAGACAAAUGUGCAGUUGAAGAAACAGAACAUGGAGCUGCUGGAAAAACUUCAGGCUGCACGGCAGAAGAUUCAGACACUGGAGACGAGCGUAGAGAACUUCCUUUCUCGAGAGAGCAAAAUGAAGCACAUGAUUCGCUCUCUGGAGCAGGAGAGGGCAUCUCACCAGAAGACCAUUGAACGCAUGCGCUCAUGCCUUCCCCCUGACGCCCUGACAGAUGUGGAGAUGACCCAGAUCAAAACAGGACCCAACGGGAAAGCCAAAACUGCAGCCAAGAAACCCUGAUGGCAACCAGGGGGCUGCUGCUGCUGUGGGCAGAUGCACAGGCAGAGACUGAAGUGAACAAAUGCAGUGGAAAUGUAGUGCAAGGCUGCUGAGCUUCACAGCUAUUGUUGAACUGCUGUAAGAGUAGCAGGCUUUUGUAAAUGUGUGUCUGGACGUGCAGUAUGGGAAAUAUCUUCAUGGUAUUUGUCAGCAUAUAAUAGAGCAGUGGGAGGAUGGUUUCAUUUAUACUAGCAGACAGACUUUUCCAUCAAAGCGUCUCAUCUGUUUCACUGCCGGUUUGGUAUCAACAUGCACACCACCCUUUUCUUAUUCAGAUAUUUUUGGCAAUCACCGGGGAAUUCAUUAGAUUGACGUGAGAAAUCUUUUUUAGCACUGCCUUGAUGUAUUUACUAUCAACCUAAGUAGCACCGCAGAAGCAGUAAGCAGAAGUUGCCUGGAGACAAACAAUGUUUUGGACCUCAGGUUUAACUUUUAGCCAUUAGCGGUGUGUAUCAUGGAGUUGAUGCCCUGUUGUUUCUGAUCUUGUGUCUGUGAUGGAAACUCUGCCAGUUAUCACAGUGCUUUGUCAUUUCCUUGUAUUCUCUCAAAUGUGUGAAUGUAAUUUCCCUCCAAAGAUACUUUUGAUAACAUUCUGUUUCUUACAACAGAGAGUGCAAAUCUGCAAUAUUAGGCUUUACAUUUCAGACAUACUGUAUAUGGUAUGUUUCUCAGCCGUGAGAGAUCUUUAGUUCUUCUUGCUGCUUUAAAGGAGGAAGUGUUUCUUCCAAAGCUCAGGCAGGAUGUGAGGUCGUCUGCCUUCUCAGUUUCCUGUGUGACUGACCGCGGUGUCGCCUCGUUUUAGAAACACGUUCAGACACUGAGGCAGAGUUCACGCUCCCAGGAGGCACAGAAAAACAGACCACGGUGGAGGAGUGGUCUCGAUGUACAUCACAAGCUUCUCUUCUAAAUGUCUGUACGAAAUGUUGUGCUCAGGCUGAAGUUUGACAAAACUAGCAACACUCCUCCGUAGUUCUUGAAGCUGGGUCUAAAAGGAGCUAUUGUUGCUUGGCUCAAGAUUUCAUGACAACACAUAUCUGCAGUUGCAUUGCUGUUGUUCACAUGCCCAGUUUUAUGUUUGCAGUGAAACUGAAAUGUUUAUGUCAGUAGAGGGGCCACACAGGAAAUAAGAACUUAAUGCCAGUUUCAUUUUGAGUGUGGACAAGUCUCUCCUGAUACUUGGCAUUAUAAACAGUAUAUGUACACACACUUGCAUAUACACACACACAAUGUGCAGUGAGCUGUCUGACUGUAUGGGCAGACAGUUCAAAUGAGCACAAAGAGUGUCCUUGGCUCUCUCCUCAGUUUUGUUUUAUCCCACCUCCACGUCUGACUCACCAUUGCCAUUUCUGAUUGCAAGCAAAACAGUCCUGGGCUCGGCUUCGCUUUCAUAAAACACCUUUACAUUGAAACCAAGGUGAUGUUUAUCAAGUGAAAAGCACUUGCUAACAGUGUCUUCCUGUCCUUGGUUGUUUUGGGGAAACAUUUGUGUCUGUUUCAUUAUAAAGUUUUUACUUUCACAUUGAAGUCCAAGCAGACUUGUUCUUUGGCAUACAAUGCAAUAUGUGUAUGUGAAGCAAUCCUGUGUGUUUGCAUAUACUCAGAGCACUUGUUUACUUGCGCUAAUUGACAGGAGCAACAGUUAUUCACAAAUAGUUUGUGGAUAAAUCCGUCCAGACACUCUUUGUCAUGGUGUCUUGUGGUAAUUGAGGUGAAGUUGUAAAGGUUUACACCAAAUAUCUCAUACAUAUAAGAAAUCACCUCUGAAAAGCAGGGGUUCUCUCAACAGUUCAGAAAGUAAAACAUACCAAACAUCUCUUUUUGAAAUUUGUCAAAGGGUAUGGAUGCUGUCUGACAGCUUUAUGGCUUUCCUUCCUCUUUUUGCCUGUAGUCCACUCAUCUUCAGUAUUUGUGCAUAACAUAAGUUGACUGUUGAACCAAAGAAGUGGUUGCUUUUCAAAAAUGUAUGAAUGCAAAAUGAAUGACUUUAUCCAAAAUGCUGUGAUGUAUCAUGUAUGCUUAUGUUUUGUCACUACAUCUUUUCAGCUUUCUUUAAAGGUGGGGUAGGUAAGUUUGAGAAACCGGCUCGAGAUACACUUUUUGUUAUAUUCCAUGGAAUGCUCUUAACAUCCCGAUAGCAAUGAAUAUCUUAAAUGCUUUGACAAAAAAUCCAUUAAAAAAUGUCAUCUGUGGAAGCCGUAAUACUGUAAAAAGCACGACCAAUCAUUUUAGCCGGCCCGGCUAAAAUAACUGGAUGGCCUACCUGCCUGACAGCCUUCCAUCUGUGCACAAACUUAUCUCGUGCCCUCAUUGGUCAUGUGCGCGUUUGUGUGUGUUGGAGGAGGGGCUCUGUAAGGAAGUGGCAGAUUUGUUCCGGCUGUGUAUUUUCAAAGCGCACUCGAGCUGGUUUCUCCAAAAUUACCUACCCCACCUUUAAGUUUGUUCUAGGACAAAAGCUUGAAAAAAUACCAAAAUAUAGCAGUAAAAACUUGACCCUGGAAAAAAAAGAGACCAUUGGCAGAUUUGUUUACACAUCAUUUUCAUUGUAUUCCUUCGUGCCAAAAGUAGAUAAUGGCCUUUACUCUCCAUUAAUCGGAGAUAAGAGACCAUUAUUUUAUAUCAGGUGCUCAGACUCCUGACUACUACAUAGGUCCUUGUAUCACUGUGUUUGAAAUCAAAGAUAUUUAAUCAUGCUUUUCUGUCAACAUGAGGGCUACACAAAAACAAAAGACACUGUCAUGAUUUCUUCAAUAAACACCUUGCCUUGUU